AUGGCUCCAUCACCCGACGGCAGCCCCAACGCAUCCCGCUCCCGCUUGAUCCGGGACAUGUCCCAGAGCCUGAGGGAGUCACGAAGCUCGCCGCUUCCCCAUCCUUCCUCAUUCGCCCACAACGACGAUACAAACACCCUCCCCAGCGCCGACCUCGAGCUGCACACCGACUCCAGUUUCAACCCGGCCCUAGACGACGCUCCCGAGUCGACCAAUCACCGCGGAUUGGACGACACCCAGCCCGUCACGAACAUGCGCUCCAGUGCUGCGCGAUUCAAGUACUGGCAACCUCCGAAGCCCGAGCAGCGCAUCGACACCUCUCAGAUUCAGCAGGAGUUCCACGACUUCUCCGACAGCAACGACGUUGAGGAGAGCAGAUCCAUCGAGGUUGGUCGCGGCCAGAACAGAAGCAACAAGAACACCCCCAACAAAUUCCUUGGCGAUAUGUCGUUCAGCAUCGCCAACGACAGCCUCUACAACAUCUCGGAGAAUGCGCGCGCCAGGUCACGCCCGACCCCGCGCAAGAGUGAGGGUGCUGACCGCGGCAACCUUCGGCGCGACGCCCAAAUUCGACGCGCUUCCUCUCUGCCCCAGAAGGACCUCGAGAACAUAGCCGCCCGCCUCGGCAAGAACAGCGAGCGUAUUUCGCCGAAAAAGACUGCCAAUCGUCCCAGUCUGGCCACAUUCCACGCACAGCUGGCUGCCGAGGAAGAUGAGACCUUCAUGGAGAGGCCGCCGACGGAAACUUUCGCCGCAAAGAACCCGCGGUUCGGAAACCGCGCACGCCAAGCAUCCGGUCUCGUGAACGAUAGUCCACUCCAGACUCCGCAGAAGUCAGUCUACGCAACUCCUCGCUCUGCAACACAUGGUGCAGGAAACGCCACACACCAGUCCUUCAUGCUUCCCGAUCUUCCCAACCUGACUGAGCUGGUCUCAGGCACCUAUAAAGAUGGAACGCCUAUCUUUUCGCGCAACGCCAAGUCUCGCUCGCGCUUUGCCGCACCAAUUCCGAGUCGUUUGAGGGAGGAGACGACCGUGAGGCACGUGCCCAUUGAAAGCGUUCCCAUCCCGUCUGAGGAGAAGGCCUUGUAUACCUCUCUCCAGUUGCUCAAGGACAAGCUUGCCCAGAUGGAGCAAGACAAGGCCGAGUCUGAGAAGAAGAUGGAAGAGUAUGAGGCACAAGUUGCUGAACUCCGGGCUGAACUUACUGCACGGGAUGAGAUCCGCCGCAGUGACAGCGCGCUGGGAUCCACUGAUGGUGAGGGGAAUAAGAGGGAUAGUGGGCGAGUCGAGAAGACCCGUCUGAAAUCUCAAGUCGACUCCCUUCGCAACCGCCUGGAGCGUGCAGAGCGCAAGGUUUCCGUGAACGAAAUCGCAACCAAGCGGAUCACCGAGGAGCGUGACAAUGCUGUAACGCAACUCGGCGUUGCAUUCUUUAACUCAGAGGAAAUCAAGACGGAGCGCGAUGAACUCUUGGCUGAAAAUGAAAGCCUCCGGGGAGAGGUCGAUGCUCUUCAGGCCGAGAACGAUGAGCUGCGCGACCGCCUCGCCCAGUAUGAAGAACAGGGCCAGCGCCCCCAGAAGAACUCUAGCCGAAAGGACAGCGCCAUCAGGAAGGAGAACGAAACUCUUCACUUGGAGCUUAAGAAGGCCCAGGCAAUCCAAGCCGAGCAUGCCAAACUGAAAAAAGAGAGCGAUGCUCUCAAGGCUCAGGUCGCGCAGAUCAAGACGCAUCGCCAGGAAGAGGUUAGGCAAAGGAACAACAGAGAGGCCGAACUUCGUACGAAACUCAACAGGAGAGAUGAGACGAUCCAAUCGCUCAAGGGUCUGAGUGGAGAGGAGGCGAAUGACAACCUGCGGAACGAGAUAGAGGAGAUGCGGGUCCUGUUGGCUGAACUGGAGAACCAGCGUGAAGAGGAUGCGCAAGAAUGGGCCCGCAAGGAGGCUCGCCUCCGCAAGAAGGUCGAUAAGAGCCGCGAGGCCGCGAAGGAGGCGCAGGACAUCACCAAGGAACUGCUCAACGUCAGGCGAUCAAGCUCGCAACGUCGCUCUUCUCGCGAGGACCCUACAGAAAAUGGAACGCGCACUUUCGACAGCAGGCAGAAGCGGCCUUCCGGCAGCCGCAGGACGCAGGAAACUUCGCUUCCUCGUUCAAGUUCCAAGACAAGGCCUGGCGCAGUCAGGCCUGAACGUCGCUCUGUGUCCGAUCCUCAGCCGACUGUUCAUGACGAUGCGGACAGUGAGACCGAGUCCACGACUGACCUCGACGCCUUUACGCAUUCCCGUAACUCUCGCGCUGCCGACCAUUCGAUGCAUGGCGCCGUCCCUGGUCUGGCGAACAAGGCACAGGAGGUAACUGGUGACACCACUGAGUUGAGUUUCAUGGGCCGAGAUGAGAUUGCACACCUAAGGAGGAUGCUUGAAGAGGAGAGAGCAGCUGCCCGUAAGCAGUCGCGCUCUACGUCUCGGACACGAGCGGCACAGGAUGAUACCGCUCGCUCGGUACCUCGCAAGUCAUCCAUGAAGGAUCUCACGAGCGCAUCUCGUGCAAUGGACCUCACUGAGGCAAAUACUGGGCGCAUCUUGAGUGCAAACUUGGAGCCGGCCAGCGCCGCAAAGGAUGCUACGCAGCAGUCAGUUCAAAGCCAGUCGAACAGUCGCCGCCGCCGAAGCGCACCUGUGGAUAUGACUUCAGCAUUCAUCAUCCCUGAUAUUACCGUCAACGCUCGGAGUGCUGAGCAGCAUGAUGAUGCCAACUGCACCGUCUGCCGCAAGGCGUCGUGUUCCGGUGAACACACUGCGCCGGUAGAGAUCCCGGAACCCGUUCCCGUCUCCGAGCGCAUGCCCGACGACGUUGAUGCAACUAUGCGGCCUUCGCAGCCUGCACCGCUCGCUCUAGCUACCGUCAUCAAGGAGCUGCAAGACGAGCUUACUCAUCUCAACCUGCAGAAAGCGGCGUAUGACUCUCUGCUCCGCAGCCACGAUCCUGCGCUUAGCAAACGCAAGCGCAAGACCGUCGAGGCCAAGAUUUCGGACCUCCUGCAGGCAAUCAGCGCCAAGUCGGAUCAGAUUUAUGCGUUGUACGACGUCGUCGAGGGACAGAAGGCCGCCGGUCAGCUGAGCGAAGCGGAUCAGAAGGAGGUGGAGGAGACGCUGCUGAGCGUCGGCAUCGACCCUGAGGAGAUGCGCGAGAAGACGCAGAAGCCGAAGGGCAAGCGCGUCGUCAUCAAUGACAGGGAGAAGGACAGCGAGAUCGGCGGCCUCACCGAUGAUGACGAGCUGCCGUGGGAGGGCAUCAGCGACUCUGAGAGCUUUCCCGACUUGAACGCCAGCGCCGGCUGGAAGAGGAGAGCCGUUUAUUGA
Messenger RNA from Lasiodiplodia theobromae, 3363 nucleotides. Its product is annotated as Intracellular protein transport protein USO1. The transcript has 2 exons. Lineage: Eukaryota; Fungi; Ascomycota; Dothideomycetes; Botryosphaeriales; Botryosphaeriaceae. The coding region runs from base 1 to 3363 and encodes 1120 amino acids. The record is from RefSeq and is a predicted model, not a curated record. Gene Ontology annotation, molecular function: microtubule binding.